Messenger RNA from Malaya genurostris, 1389 nucleotides. RefSeq lists its product as uncharacterized. Bases 180 to 1247 code for a protein of 355 amino acids. The record is from RefSeq and is a predicted model, not a curated record. Lineage: Eukaryota; Metazoa; Arthropoda; Insecta; Diptera; Culicidae. The transcript is spliced from 2 exons.
CAUUGGCAAAACAAUUGUGCAGAAGAAGCCAUAGUUGAAAUCGUUCUAAAAGCGGAAACAACGCUUGGUUAUAAUCCUGGAUAUAGUAUUUUUAGAUUGCUCCUGAUAUAGUUAAAAAAAUCAGAUUAUUUUUCGGGUACCGGCAAAAACAGAAAUACAACGUAACGAGUUUUUCCACGAUGAAAAGGCGACGUAAUGAGUCCCUGAACGCUAAAUUCGGUACGGCCCACAACAGAAGCAUUAUGACCAAUGCUUGGAUCGAGGAGCCAUCUGACUUAGAGGAAAACAUUUAUUUUGCAAGAAAUUCAACAAUGAGAGGCAACAACGAGUCGUCCAUGUUCAUGUCGAUGUCAUUCGCUUCACUACAGGUCCCGGAAUGUACUCCAGCUGACGGCGAGGAUGAUCUAGAUAGAAGAUCCUUCGAACAGUGGCGCGAUAUCCUCGAGGCAUCCAUGGCAUUCUCGGGAAUCAUAGAUGAAUCCAUACAGAUUACUGUAUUUCGCAUGAAAGCGGGAAGAAAACUGAUGGAAGUUCUGGAAAGUACCGUAUCGAGCAACAACGCACCGGACGAAAAAACGAAUCCGUACUCAAAUGUAAUGUAUAGGCUUGAAGAAUUUUACGGUUCUCGUGAUUACGUGCUAUUACAACGCCAAAAGUUGCGAUCGAUUACUCAAAACCCCGGUGAGGGUGAUGUUAAAUUUGUAAAGCGAGUCGCUUCAAUUGCCAAGCUCUGUGACUAUCCCAAUGAACAGACGAUGGAGGCAGUAGCCGAUGUAGUACAAUUUCAUGCCUCGAACAUCAAGGUGCGAGAAGCCGGUCGUAAAGUAAUGCGUAAAGGCGGUUCAAUAAGUGAAUUAUUAGACAAGGUUAGAUCGGCAGAAAUCGAACGUCAAAGCGAGGAAUUAUAUGCUAAAAAUCAUCAGCACUCUGAUAUAGAGGUUGCAGCCAUUUCAUACGGAACUGCGCAUCAAUUCGAUAGAUUCAGACACAAUUCAAAUAAUCAGAGCAGAGAUAGUUUUCAUCGAUUUCGCGAUGGUAGUGAUGAGUUGCCUGCGAAGGUGCACGACGCGCGACGUAAUGACGAUCAAUUCGAAUCAGUGACCACCGAAGAAAAUAACGCAUCAAUUGGAGGAGAGCCUUCCGACAACCAUAUGUCCGUGCAAGAUACUGUAUCUACAAGGCCCAGAAGACAAAUUCGUAAACCUUCAAAUUUAAGCGAUAGGUAUUUGUAUAACAUUUUUGAAUGAGAGUAGAAAAAGAGAAGGAUGUAGGGAUUGAGGGUAGUUAUAGAAAGAGAUAGAGAGAGAAAAUAAGAAAACGAGAGAGAAAAGGAGAAACUUAUGAGCUAAAUAAAAAUCUGGCAGUCUGGUUAUUGACUUAGAAUAACAA